GUAAUGUGUCUACCAUCUGCGUCGUAACAAAGCCAUUUCCAGCGGCUUGAAGAACUAAACGGCAGCGUUUCUCUUAUUUCUUUUCUCUUUUCCCUACCAAGAAUCGUAUCAGGAAUUGCAGAGAAUGGUGGAAACUUGACAGGUUAUUCGAUUAAAAUGCGACCGCUAGAGACUCUGUUGCCAACGGAAACCCUAGAAAUCGAGAAUGCUUUGUCACUAGUACCGCGCGUGAAACUCAAUCUCACUUUCCACCCUGCCCUCCCAUCGGUGUCGAAACCAAUUGAUGAAUGGCAGCUAAAGCGAGCCCUGAUAGAUUUCCUCAAGUCCUCGCUUUCCGUCCCCGUUACCGUUCCCGAAGAAGACCUCCAGAUAAAAAGGCUCAAAGACCUCAAGAAACGGAAGCGAGACGAGCCGGUUGCCCAUGGCGCUCUCUUCAUUCGUGACCUUGGGUUUUUGAGUAGUAGGAAGAAGAGUGAAGAGACCGAAGAUGACGUGAAGGAAUUGGAAAAGAAAUUUCUGGAUUGGAGAAGCUAUGUAGCGGAGAAAAUGGAUGGGAUUGAGCUUAAUCUUGAAGGAGUUGAGUAUAACCUUGCUGUUGAAAUUCCAGUUUCGGACGAUUUUGAAACGAUGAAGAAAGAUUGGGAGGAGUUACACGCUUUUCGAAAUAGAGGUUACUCGAGGGGCGGAAGACACGAUCCAGAUACGAUUGUAUUGAGAGGGGUUCCGUCGCGAUGGUUGCGGAGCCGAGAGUUUCAUCCAAGCCUUCAAUGCUGGUCACCCAUACCAUUUUUUCCACAUUUGGGAAGAUAAGGUAAUUCCUUUCUCUUUUGCCCUUAUUUGCUUCAUUUUCUUUUGCUAUUACUGAAUUCUGGUAAAUUUUGUUAAGCCUUUGUUGUUGA
Molecule: messenger RNA, 899 nt
Organism: Hibiscus syriacus
Lineage: Eukaryota; Viridiplantae; Streptophyta; Magnoliopsida; Malvales; Malvaceae
Exons: 2
Coding region: 157-810 (217 amino acids)
Source: RefSeq, a predicted model, not a curated record